Messenger RNA from Penicillium arizonense, 177 nucleotides. RefSeq lists its product as uncharacterized. The coding region runs from base 1 to 177 and encodes 58 amino acids. The transcript has 3 exons. Lineage: Eukaryota; Fungi; Ascomycota; Eurotiomycetes; Eurotiales; Aspergillaceae. The record is from RefSeq and is a predicted model, not a curated record.
AUGACGUUGAAGGACAUUCCUGGCCGACGGCGAGCAGGUACUGUUAAUUGGAGUGGGUUGCCUAACUUGCAUUGGUGGAUCGACCGUCAGACAGGGAUCACAGCUGCUCUUUUUACCCAACUUAUGCCGGCCGGGGAUGCAGCUCUUACUGGCCUUUUGAUUGAGUUAGAGUUAUAG